Daucus carota subsp. sativus is the source of this 2048-nucleotide messenger RNA. RefSeq lists its product as uncharacterized. NCBI's taxonomy places the organism in Eukaryota, Viridiplantae, Streptophyta, Magnoliopsida, Apiales, Apiaceae. The transcript has 3 exons. The record is from RefSeq and is a predicted model, not a curated record. Bases 342 to 1835 code for a protein of 497 amino acids.
UAAGGUCCGCUGUCGUUUAUUGGGGUUGAGAAACCGACAAGCAAGCAAGCAAAGAAAAUGAGAUGCAGGAACAAAACGGAGGAUCUGUGACGAGUAGGAUCAGGAUUCGUGUCUUUGUAACUCAACACCCCCUUGUCUUUUAAACGUUUCUUCCCCUCAAUUAUUAUUUGCAUAAACACACGCACACGUAUCUUUGUCACACUGAAUCUAUACAUACAUACAUACAUAUACCCACUCCCACUCUUUUAAUUUUCAUCAUUCUCCCUCGUUCAAUCCAUUUGUUUCUCGGAUUUUCUCUUGCAGUGUCUUUCUAUUUUGCAGAAUGUCUGAAAAAUAAGUGAAUGAUGGCAGCAGCAGAAGCAAGGGCUGCUUGGCAAAGAGCUAAUCGCUGCUUUGUGCAAGAAGAUGCAAAAAGAGCUCCAAAACUAGCUUGUUGCCCAUCUUCGGGAGCAUCAACUAAGCAAAUUGAUUCUGGACCUGCAAGUGCAACAGAUGGCCAUGAAUAUCGUGUUCCAGGUUUUGUUCCCCUCAACAACAACCCUUCAUAUACAAGUGUACCACCUGAUACUAAAUGGUGGCUCCAGCUGCAGCCCAACUAUGGUUCCCAAAGGGGUUCGUCAAAUGAACAGUUAGAUAACCUGGAGGCGGAGAUGAAUAUCUGCGGAGCUGGUUUUGCAAGCUUAAAUAUCAAAUCAUGUCAAGUCCACUCAAAGAACGUCGGUGCAUUAGUUACUAAGAAUUCAAACUUAGAGCCCUCUUGUGCCACUGAAAGUAGAGUGUGUGCAAGUUUUAUAAAGAAGGAACCUCUAGUUAACAAGCAAGAUCUGAAGGCAGUGUAUACGAAGAGCGUCCAAGAACCUGUUAGGGUGAAGGAUGGUGAAGAAUCUUAUGAAUUCAUAGAAAUGGAUCAUGUUGAUAGUGCAAGUUUCAAAACAUCCGAUGUGUCGUGUUUUGAUUCAGAGUCUCCAUUUAGCGUGAGUGGAAAAAGUGAUUUCUGGUGGAAAACUGCUGACAGUGUUGAAUUAGCUUCUUUAGUUGCACAAAGAUCAAUUGAUCUUGUUGAAAAUUGCGAUCUUCCCCAGCCUCAGACAAUUCACAUGAAGAGGGGUUUCCCCCAGUUUCAGACGACUCACAUGAAAAGGGAUCUUUCCCAGCCUCAGAAAAAAAACUUGAAGAGUGAAGCAUAUGCCUGUGUUGAGUCUUCUGAUCAUGCUAGGAGUAUCAAACUAUCUGGUGAUCUGAAGCCUCAAAGUGCUGAUCUCAAUAUUCCAACCGGUCAUAAAAGUGGCAGCAGCACUUCAGGAUGUGCAUUUAGUAAUGGUUCAGUUGAAGGAAGCUCAAAAUAUGGUAUAGAUAAGCCCAUCAGGUAUAACGCAACAAAAAUAGGUCAAACUGAAUCACAGAUAUCUGCUAAAGACCCAUGCAAGGCUCAGAUUUUGGAAGCUUUGAGGCAUUCUCAGACCCGUGCAAGGGAAGCAGAGAUGGCCGCAAAGCAAGCAUAUGCCGAGAAAGAGCAUGUUGUAAAGCUUAUUUUCAGGCAGGCGUCGCAGCUGUUUGUGUAUAAACAAUGGUUACAGCUUUUGCAGCUAGAGAACUUCUACUACCAGAUUAAGAGCAACAAAAACCAUCCACUCUCUUCACUUUUACCGGAGGUGUUGCCAUGGACGCCUCUAAAGAUCAAGAAAAUAUGUAAAAAGGGCAAUCGUUCCAAACAAGGACGUCCUGGAUGUAACAUUAGCCAGUAUACUCUUAUGUUUGCUUUAGGAAUGAGUCUUGUAGGUGCUGGUUUGUUCUUGGGUUGGACCAUCGGAUGGAUGCUGCUCCCAGCUUUGUAAACCUUCAUCAUUGUGCCGUUGUGUGAAUCGGGUUAGGGAGGAGUAGAAUGUAUAGUCUUUAAUUUGGUAGAUCUUUGAUCUUUUGGCACACCCUAAAGAAUUUCCACUAGAAAAGUGGUGUCUCUAUUGUAUAUAAUGUUGUAAUGGAAUUUAGUAGUAUAUGUAUAUAUUUUGAACAAGUAAUGUAAAGGGGGAUUAAGCCUAUAUUAGUUA